Papaver somniferum (opium poppy) is the source of this 1486-nucleotide messenger RNA. RefSeq names its product UDP-glycosyltransferase 74F2-like. The coding region runs from base 43 to 1443 and encodes 466 amino acids. Lineage: Eukaryota; Viridiplantae; Streptophyta; Magnoliopsida; Ranunculales; Papaveraceae. The record is from RefSeq and is a predicted model, not a curated record. The transcript has 2 exons. Gene Ontology annotation, molecular function: UDP-glycosyltransferase activity.
UGGUUUUGUAGUCUUGAGCUAGCUAGACUUUGGUAGGGAAUUAUGGAAGGAGAGAAGAAGAGAGACUAUAGAGGUCAUGUAAUGGUGGUACCAUAUCAUGGUCAAGGUCAUAUGAACCCGAUGCUUCAAUUCUGCAAACGUCUUUCUUCAAAAGGAAUCAAAAUAACAGUAGCUACUACUGUUUCUAUCAUCAAAUCUCUUCAACAAUCCAAACAAGCAGUUACUGGAGAGUCAAUAAGUUUAGAUCCUAUUUAUGAUGAUAUUGUUGAAGGUGACAUGAAAACACUAGGGGGGUUCAAAGUUUUCUUAGAAAAGUUCGAAUCCAUUGCUUCAAAAAAUUUAGAGAAACUCAUCAUGAAAAACCAAGAAAACCCAUUACAGUACCCAAUCAAGUGUCUUGUUUAUGAUGCUAAUUUGCCAUGGUGUUUAGGCAUAGCAAAAAAAAUGAACGUUCUUGGAGCAGCUUUUUUUACUCAAUCUUGUUCUUCAAUUUAUAGUUACUACAAAAUGACAUUAGAUGGUGAAGAAGGUGACAAAGGGCCUAAUUCUUCUAUUCCUGAUUUAUCUACAAUUGGGAUUCCUGUUCUGAGAUCUUUUGAGGGCACUUCCAGUGGGAAACACCCACCUUUCUUGAAAUUCAUUUUGGAUCAGCUGUCAAAUAUCAAGGAAGCUGAUUGGGUUCUUUUCAACUCAUUUAAUCAGUUGGAAGAAGAGGUGGUGGAAUGGAUGUCAAAGAUGUGCCCAGUGAAGACGAUCGGACCAACAAUACCAUCAGUCUACCUAGACAAUAGGAUCCAAGAUGAUAAUGAAUACGGUUUCAAUCUCUUCAAGCCAAAUGAAGAUGCCUGCGCAAAUUGGCUGAACACUAAAGAACCAGGAACUGUGGUGUACAUAUCAUUUGGGAGUGCAGCAAGUUUGGGGCCAGAGCAGAUGGAAGAGCUCUCAUGGGGUUUAAUAGAAGGCAAAACUCAUUUCUUGUGGGUUGUUCGAGAAUCAGAGGAAAGCAAAUUACCUAUCAAUUUCUUGCAAGAAACCUCUAAAAAUGGUAUUGGCUUGAUAGUCAACUGGUGCCCACAACUACAGGUUUUGUCUCACGAAGCUGUUGGUUGUUUUAUAACACAUUGUGGAUGGAACUCUACAAUUGAAGGGGUCUGUUUGGGAGUCCCAGUGGUUGCUAUGCCACAAUUUUUGGAUCAGUUCAGCGGUGCAAAAUUUGUUGAAGAAGUUUGGAGAAUGGGAACUAGAGUUAGGGUGGAUGAGAAAGGUUUUGUUAGGAGAGAAGAAAUUUGUAGGUGUAUCAAGGAAGUAAUGGAAGGAGAAAGAUCCGAAGAAAUCAAGAGGAAUGCUAAUAAAUGGAAAGAGUUGGCAAAAGAUGCAGUAAGUGAAGGUGGAAGUUCAGAUAAUAACACUGAAGAGAUCAUUGCUCGACUUGUCCACCAUUAAGAUAAGGUCUCCGAUCCUUUGUUUCUGUGGCUUUGAUCUUAGU